AUGGUAUACUGUGUAUUUGUUGCUUGCUUAGGAUCAUUUAGUAAUGGCUGGGUUAUUGGAUCACCUAAUGUACCCGGUGAGAUUACUCAUAACUGCCCCAAUGGUAAUGCUCAUAUCUUUAAUAAAGCCUUUCCUGAUUGUAUACCUAUGGAUAAUGCACUUUGGGGAUUUGCUGUCGCUUCUUUUUGCGUCGGUGGACUCAUAGGAGGUUUAACGGCUGGUAGUAUUCAGACUAGGAUUGGACGUAAAAAGGCCAUUAUUGUUAAUAAUCUUGGAUAUAUUAUUGGUGGCAUUUUGAUUGGCACGGCUGUUCAUCAAUCUAUGUUUAUCUUGGGUCGCAUUUUAUGUGGUAUUGGUUGUGGUAUGGGCUCCUUAUCUAUUCCUACCUACAUUGGUGAAGUAUCGACGAUUAAGGCUCGUGGUGCUAUGGGCACCUGUAAUCAAUUCUUUAUUGUUAUCGGUAUUCUUUUAUCAUCAAUUAUCGGCUUACCCUUGGCUACUGUACCACUUUGGCGUAUUAAUUUUGCUAUUGUCUGUAUUCCUGCUAUUGCUCAAUUCUUUUUAAUGAGUACAUGUGUUGAAACUCCUCGCUAUCUUGUCUCUGUGAAUCGAAUUGAAGAUGCUAGACACUCACUACAAAAGUUAAGAGGUGACUGUGACGUUGAACAUGAAUUCUAUGAUAUGGUAGAGGGACACUUUGGUACUGCUGCUGCUCAAUCUUUAACUCCCACUGCUGAAACGGUUAAAGUUCAUACUGUAAGUGAUGAAAGUACCUUUGAUAAUGCAGCUGAGGAUGAUGCUAUAAUGGCCCCAAUCUCACAACGUGAUACAAUGAACAUCAUUCAAAUCUUUGUUGAUCCUGUCAUCCGUCGUAUUUCGUUUACUGUUAUUCUUUUACAUGCCUUUCAGCAACUUGUUGGUAUCAAUGCCGUGAUGUAUUACUCUGCUGCUAUUUUCACCCUUGCCUUUGAUGCUAAUAUGUCCAAGUAUAUGGCCAUCGUUACUACAGUCGUCAACUUUGUUAUGACAAUUGUGGCUGUCAUCUUAAUUGACCGCAUGGGUCGUCGUCCUUUGCUUCUUAUUGGUGAUUUUGGUGCUUGUCUCUUUUCAAUCCUCUUAGUCAUUGGCUAUGUCUAUACCAUCCCCGCACUUUUAGUUGUCUCUGUCUUUUUGUAUGUAGCCUCCUUUGCUAUCGGUAUUGGUCCCAUCCCUUGGUUAUUAACCUCUGAGCUUACUCCUACCUAUGCUUCUUCCUCAGUUGGCUCUGUGGCUACUUGUGUGAACUGGGCUAUGAAUUUCUUGAUAGGUCAAUGCUUCCCUGUCAUCUUUGCACGUAUAGCAGGGUACUCAUUUGCCAUCUUUGCUGUCUUUGCUAUCCUAGCUUUUACAUUUACCUUGAUAUUUUUACCCGAAACCAAAGGUAGAUCACUUGAGUCUAUUGUCCAAGGCUUUGAAAGACAUCAUCGAAGAUAACUUUUUUUUUUUUCAAGUACUUUUAAGUGCUUCUCUUUUCAUUUUAUUACAAUUAUCUUUUAUUUUUUAUUAUUAUUAUUAUUAAUAAAU
Molecule: messenger RNA, 1563 nt
Organism: Cokeromyces recurvatus
Lineage: Eukaryota; Fungi; Mucoromycota; Mucoromycetes; Mucorales; Mucoraceae
Product: major facilitator superfamily domain-containing protein
Exons: 3
Coding region: 1-1473 (490 amino acids)
Biological process (GO): monosaccharide transmembrane transport
Cellular component (GO): membrane
Molecular function (GO): hexose transmembrane transporter activity
Source: RefSeq, a predicted model, not a curated record